GAAAUUUUGAUCAGUAAAAAAAACGAAAAUAUCGGUGAAAUAUCGCCGAUAAUUUCGACUUUUUAGUCCUUGAUUUCAUGAUCGAGUCUUAUGUACCGAUUCAAUGAAACUCUUAGUUGUGUCAUGUGUGUAGAUUUACUAGACAAACAAAUUCAUCUCAACUACUUUGGGACUACUGUAUGAGUCUCUCAGUCUUCCACAGUUUGUAAUUUGAGAAGAUAAAUGCAUCUUGUCUUGAAAAACAGAAGAAAGUUUCAAUUACAACAAAUACAAAGUUUCAAGGUUCUCCAUUCGGUGCUUUUCUAAUUAUGGAAGCUGUUACGCUAAUCGGAGGGGCUGCUCUAGGAACAGCAUUUACGGCUCUGUAUGAGGUCGUGAAGGAGAGUAAAGAGUAUAAGCCAAUGCUUAAACGCCUCAAGGGGAGGCUAACGUUUUUAGAUCCAAUGAUUGCAGAGGUCAGAAGAACUAAUACGAUGCUGCAGGGAGUCGAAGAUAUUAUGAAAGAAAUGGAUGCGGGCAGACAACUCAUUCAAGAGUGUUCCAGGGCUCAUUGGUUAACUGGCACGUACACGAGGUACGGGUACGCCUCAAAACUUCGCUCAUUAAAUAGAGCUCUUAAAGAUCUGAUGCAAAUACUGAUUGCAUACGGUGUAUUGCAAUUGACUGAGAACAAUAACGUUCUCACGAGAAUUUGCCAAAGUCCACUACCUGAACCUCCACAGUUUACGGUUGGACUGGAUAAGCCUUUAGGGGAAUUGAAGAAGCUUAUUGGGAUGGAUGGGGAGUCAAUGGUUGUGAUAACUGCUCCGGGAGGAUGCGGGAAAACCACUUUGGCAACAAAGUUUUGCCAUGAUCAGGAAGUUAAAGACAAAUACAAGAACAUCUUCUUUGUCACUGUUUCAGAGAAUCCCAACUGGGACCGUAUUGUAGAACAACUUUUCCAACGAAAGGGUUGGGACUAUAAAUUGCUCAAAAACGAAAGAAAUACUGAUUCGUGGCUGGAAUAUUUUCUGCGAGCAGACCAACAACCUUCCCUGUUGGUCCUCGAUGAAGUUUGGUUGGGAUGGGAAUCCCGUAAGCUUCUUGACAAGUUUGAUCGAUUCAAAAACUCGAAUUGCAAAAUUUUGGUGACAUCAAGAUUCCAUUUUCCAAAGUUUCGUUCAUAUUAUUUGAAGUCAUUGAAUGAUGAAGAUGCAAAGGAACUUUUUCAUCAUUCAGCCUUAUUGGGAGAGAGGACCUGUGCUAUUCCAGAAAGUCUUUCAAAAAAGGUACUCGAGUUUUGUAAGGGAUUACCGUUUGCCAUUACAGUGGUUGGAGAAUCACUUGCUCGGCAGGAGAGGGAGAUCUGGGAAAGGGUUACGAAAGGUUCUAUUCUUAAAUUGGAGAUGGUUGUACAUAAUCGACUCGAAAGCAGCUUAAAGGCCUUGGAAUCAGAAAAUCCUCUCUUAAAAGAAUGUUUCCUAGACCUUGCUUUAUUUUUUGAAGAUCGAUUAAUCUCUGCUGCUGCACUCAUUGAUUUGUGGUCAGAGUUAUACGACGAUCUAAAUGAGGACAGUUCGUGCAUUGCAAACCUCACCGACCUCAAAAAUAGGACUCUUGCUAAUCUUGUAUUCCCAAGAGAUGAGUACACCUAUGGCUACUACAGUGAACACUUCGUUACUCAACAUGAAAUGCUUCGUGAGCUGGCUCUUUAUCACACAAGUCUGGUCCGGAUAAGAGAGAGAAAAAGGCUAAUUAUGAACAUCUGUGGCGACAAUUUCCCCAGAUGGAAGGAAGAACUGAUGUGUCAACCUCAACCUCUCGAGGCUCACCUAUUAUCUAUCACAACUGAUCAAGCAUUCUCAACCGAAUGGUGCAAUAUUCAACCACCAAGAGCUGAGGUUCUAGUUUUGAAUUGUCAAACAAAAUGCUGUGCCUUGCCAAGACCUGUGCAGACAGAAGAUUAUACUUUACCUAAAUUUGGGGGUAAAAUAGAUAACUUGAAGGUUUUAAUAGUCACAUAUAAUGGUUACUUACCUGCUACAUUAAGUAAUCCUCUGCUAUUGGGUUCGAUGUCAAAUUUGAAGAGAAUGAGAUUAGAGCGCAUUUCAAUCAUAAUCCAGAACGGCUUAGCGCUGAAGAGUCUUUGUAAGAUGUCGUUCUUCAUGUGCAACAUCAGUCAAACUUUCCGUGGAAGUUCCAUCCAAUUUUCAGAUGCUUUUCCGAAUCUAGUGGAACUUAACAUUGACUAUUGCAAUGAUUUGGUGGAAUUGCCUGCCAGCCUCUGUGAUCAUAUUGUGCUGAAGAAACUCGGUAUCACGAACUGUCAUAUGCUAUCUACCUUGCCUGAGGAGAUUGGAAACUCGAUCAACUUAGAGGAGUUGAGGCUAUUGGCUUGUACAAAGUUGUCAGAGUUGCCCAACUCAAUUACGAUGCUCACGAAGUUGAAACUGCUUGACAUAUCUUGUUGCCGGAGUAUUACAAAAUUGCCUGAUUGCAUUGGUAAAUUGGGCAGUUUAAGAAACCUCAUCAUGAGACAUUGCUCAAAUUUGCUAACGCUGCCUACAACAAUUCUCGAUCUUAAUCACUUAGAGGAACUCCAAUGGCCCUAAAAAGUGGUGUGCCAACGUGAAACAUUGGUUUUACUCGUGUGAACUAGUGAAGUUGGCUCCAUUGCAUCAAGCCAGAUAGAGCGCGCGGCCAUGCCAAAGCUCCAGCAGGCAUAUUUAGUACCUUAUUUUCCUUUAUUUAUUUAUUUUUUGGUUUUGGCUAGCUUUUGUCAUCCUUGUUUUAAUGGCGUGCAGUCAACUAGUUUUUAUGCAGCAACAGUAAUUGCUAUGAUUUGUCAAGACGAUGGUUGAUAUCAGGAAACUAGUUAUUGCUGU
Molecule: messenger RNA, 2864 nt
Organism: Rosa chinensis
Lineage: Eukaryota; Viridiplantae; Streptophyta; Magnoliopsida; Rosales; Rosaceae
Product: probable disease resistance protein At5g66900
Exons: 5
Coding region: 309-2591 (760 amino acids)
Biological process (GO): defense response to fungus
Molecular function (GO): ADP binding
Source: RefSeq, a predicted model, not a curated record